This is a messenger RNA of Rhizophagus irregularis DAOM 181602=DAOM 197198, 1745 nucleotides long. The record is from RefSeq and is a predicted model, not a curated record. NCBI's taxonomy places the organism in Eukaryota, Fungi, Glomeromycota, Glomeromycetes, Glomerales, Glomeraceae.
UUUUUUGAAUACUGUAUAUUACGAAAAUAACCUAAUGGAAACCGAAUUUAGUAAAUUAAAUAUCUCAGGUGGAGAUUCCAAUCACAAAAAUUGUUCAUAUUGCAAUAAACCUUUUACUGAAGAAUUAUGGUGUAAAGAAUGUGACCCAUUUAGAAUAAUGGAAGGAUGGACCAGUGGAAAUUCUGUUAUUGAUAAGUUUAUAAAAGAUACAAUGUAUAAUUUUCUUGAAUGGGUACCAUUUGAUAGAUUUACAGAUAUAAAAGAAAUUGGUGAAGGUGGAUUUGCCAAAGUAUAUUCUGCAACUUGGAUUGAUGGUAAAUCAUAUUAUGAAGAACAAAGUGAUGGAAGUUGGAAAAAAACAGAACCUAUAUCUAAGAAAAUUGCCUUGAAAAGGCUGAAUGGAUCACAGAAUAUGUCAGAUAAAUAUUUAAAUGAACUUAAAAUACAUUGGGAAAUUUCUAAUAAACACGGAUUAAAAUUUUAUGGAUUAACUAAAUGCCCAGAAACUAAAGAAUAUAUGAUGAUCAUAGAAUUUGCUUAUAAUGGAAAUUUGAGAAGUAUUCUUUCAAAUGACUUUAACAACAUUAUGUGGGUAGAUAAAAUUAGUCAUUUAUAUUCUAUACUCGUAGACCUAAGAGAUUUACAUGAAUUAGGAUAUUGCCAUAAAGAUUUUCAUAGUGGGAAUAUUUUACAUGCUAGUCCUAUUUGUAUUUCAGACUUUGGAUUAUCAGGACCAGUAAAUGAACAAAAAUCAGAUGGUAAAGUUUAUGGAGUAAUGCCAUAUAUUGCACCAGAAGUCUUAAACGGAGAACCAUAUACAUCAUCAUCCGAUAUUUAUAGUUUAGGUGUAUUUAUGGCUGAAUUUUCAUCAGGAAAACCACCUUUUUACAAUAAAAAACAUGAUUUAAGCUUAGCAUUAGCCAUAUGUAAUGGACUCAGACCAGAAUUUGGAAAAGGAACUCCUGAAUUUUAUAAGAAAUUAGCUUAUAAAUGCAUGAAUGCUAAUCCAAAUGAAAGACCAACAGCUAACGAAUUAUACAAUAUAUUUAUCUUUUGGCGUGAUUCUACUUGGGGUAGUUAUGGUGAAGUAGAAAAUUUUGGUUAUAAAGGAAACGAAAUUAAAGCAGCAUUUGAAGAAGCUAAUAAAGAAAUACCAAACAUCUCAACUUCGUAUGAAAAGAAUUCUGAUGCUGUAUUUACUAGUAGAGCGUUUACAUUUAGUAAUUUAUUACCAAAGCCCGUUAAUUCAUCCAUUAUCACAUCAUAUGUUAAUAAUGAAGUUUGUGACUCCCAAUUAAUCGACUUGGAAGUAUCUAAUUCAAUACAAUUAAGAGACAUUGACGAUGAAAGUAAGGUUGAUGAUUUAGUGAAUUAAAUAUUAUUUAUUAGCUAUAUGAUAGUAUAAUUGGUAGCUUAAUUACUUUAUAAUGUACUAGCUGCUGUAACCUGUUGCGUUGCAACAGGAUUAAUUUAUGGUAAUAUACAAACUUAUACUACCCAUGGCCUUUUUUCUUAUUCUGCUACAGGUUUAUCUUACUUUACAUAAUCUUUUUUGCACUGUUCAAGCAGUUGGCAUAUUCUUUCAUAUACUAUUAUACAUUAGUAUUGUGGAAGCAUAUCUGAUUAAUCAAAUUUUUUAUUUACAUCAUUAAAAUUUACUACAUACAACUUAUUAAAGGAUGGAGAUAACCAAAAAAAAAAAUUGCAAUAAAAAAUGAACAAUAAAAAAACAACGAAAAAAAAUU